Messenger RNA from Sclerotinia trifoliorum, 2061 nucleotides. The record is from the annotation of a GenBank genome assembly. NCBI's taxonomy places the organism in Eukaryota, Fungi, Ascomycota, Leotiomycetes, Helotiales, Sclerotiniaceae.
CAACGUCACCUCAGUCUUAUGCGCGAAACGACCAUCAUUUAUUCAUCGACCACGGCAUCAAAUUAACAAUUGGCAUCCUACAUUUGUGUCGCUGGAUUCCUCUGCUAUUGCUCUAUUUAUGGGCUAUAGAAAAUUCGGGGUUCUCGCGCCUUGAGAGCGUGCUCGCGCGAGCCUGAAUAACUCCUACAAUCAUCAUGCCCGACAUCGAUCCAGCGGCCUUGAGUCGCCCUAGUGUGACGAACAAGAGUCCAACUCCUGUUUUACCUACAAAGUCACUUACCGCGACGACUCCAGUUCAAAAAUCAGCAAAGUUCAAUCAUGUUCCGCCCCGCAUCGACCUUGAACCGUUGUACACGGCAGUCAAGUCUGCCAUUGGCGAUAACUGGGGGACAUACAAAGAAUCAAUUGGUUUAUUUCUUAUGGGUAUGUGAUGAAAGCCAUUGUCCCCUGGAAGGGGCGACAAAUACGCGUGUGAAAAUUAAUGUUAAUUCUUUGUUUCUCAGGGCAAAUGAACCAAACAGAACUCUCGUCCCGAAUUGAUCAUUUCCUUAUAACAAAUACUGGUGAAAUCGAGCAUCUUCACAAUCAACUUAUAUCUGCCAUCUAUGCGAACACCACUCGUGAAAUGCCUGAUCAGGGCGUGGCGAGCUGGGUCAGUGCAAAUGAUAAACCUACAACAGGAGCUGGGAGCAAGCCGGUUAGCGGCGAUGCGGCGGAACAAAGACUCAAAACAGAAGUUAUGCAAUUGCCGAGUCGUGAUAGGAGAAGACUGAAGGAUCUAUCUCAAAAUGAUGUGAGAUAUUUUCAAUAUGUUGCGUAUGCGAAGUUGGAUUCGUGCUAAAUUGCUUUGCAGUUCGACCCAUUCGACGCAUUUGCGACAAUGCUUACAGAGCAUCGCCGACCGAAGCCUGCAAGACAGCCAGAGACUGUACCUGCCAGUGCUGGUGGUCUGAACAAAACAAGUGAGUCAAAUAUAAUUUCCAAGCCUAGGAGGUUUAGUAGUACUUACACAUUGGUUAAGAUUGGGAUCUGGAAAUUCGGAAGAGAUAUACUUUACCUUUGGCCUCGGAGUCUGGUGAAUUUCCUGAUAUGACAACUAUCGAGUCGCGAAUGCUUCCCAUAUGCUACGAAACAGGAUUGGUCAAUGGCCAUGUCCAGGAUGCUGCUCAGUUCAUGUCCGUGGCGACGGAAACGUUCAUAAAAGAGGUCUUGUCAUCGAUAUUUAGCAAAACGAGAAGUAAUGGGCCUGGAUCUAUGGGUAGCGCCGGAACUGGUGGUGGUUCUUCCUGGGUUCAGACACACAAGUAUCGCAGGCAGCUGGAAAGGGAAGAAGAGUCCUCGUUGCGCAACGAAGUCCUUCGAGACAAAAAUGGCUUAUUGCCCACUGAAGCCCGUGCGGCAAGUGAACGAGGCCCUCUAGGCAUGGCCGAUGUACGUACUGCACUUGAAAUCGCCGACUGUGGUUUAGGACAAAUGCCAGUCGUAGUGCAGCAAAUAAUGUUCGGAUACCAAGAGGGCGAACUAGAAGAUUGGAAUGCAUUUACUCGACUUGGGCCCCAAGGAAGGAUCAUCACUGAGGAUGAAGAUGGCGACGUUGAGAUGGGUGGUCUCGAGAUUAACGGUUUAACUAAUGGUGUUAAUGGACACGUGAUAGACGAAACAAUGAGCGAUAUUGAAGAUUGGGGAUGGGAUGGGGCCGAAUACCAAGAUCGAGCUGCGUUGGAUAUGGUGCUAGAUUCAUGUCUAGCUAUUGGAGCUUGAUUCAUGAUUUUUACGGCUGGGUACGGAGUUUUAAAUCUGGGUCUUGAGAGGCGUCAUUAGCCCAUUUGGCGCUAGCGGUUUAGCAUUGGCGCAACGGAUAUUGGGUGUAUCUAUGUAUCAGAAUAUUGUAUAAAAAAGAUCAUAAAAGGAGGGUAAGGUAAGGGCGCUUUACGUACGGUUGGGUAUAGGGGAAGUUCUACACAGGAUGAUACCCAUGAAUUGGCUCGAUAGGCCACUUAUUAUUAGCAUUCGUAUGAUGAAAGAAGCCAAUAAUUAGAUUUUAAAGACUGCAUCCAUAAU